UCGUAUGCGUACGACGCGGACGCUUUCGACCAGGACAGCACGCCACCUACUCCCAGGAGCAGCAGAGGCAGUACUGUAAGAAGGCAUGGUCGACGUCUCGCCUCUGACUGGGAUCUGAAGAGCCGGCUGCCCUCACGCCUGAUUCUCGAUGACCACGCUUCCCUUCUCGACAACCCUGAUGGCCGCCCAUCAUAUCGUGCCAUUGCUUCAGCGCCGCAGUCUCCAAAGAAGACUUUCCGAAGAAGGAACAGCGCUCCAAGCGCUGACAGGCGCCCAGGACCCUUCAGCAGAACGCUCAGCUCCCGGGUCGCAAAAGCCUUUGGCGCUGAAGCGAAUCACGAAGAAGACGACGAGAAUGACGACCAACAAAAGCUAUCCGAAUCCAUCUAUUACGACGACCGCGUCUGGUACGAUCAAUACACGAGUACCGAUUGGGUCCAAGACAGCAUAAGCGAUGCCUUCCGCUUGAAAGAGUUGCGUAGCCGGAAAGGCUUCAGGGGGAGAACAGAAGCUCUUUUUGAUUCUGCUCAAGGUUGGAUACUGGUCGCUGUCAUCGGGUGCGUCACUGCAGGCAUCGCAUACAUUGUCGACGUGUCCGAGUCUUUCAUAUUCGACUUGAAGACAGGCUAUUGCUCCACUACAUGGUACUAUGGNAAAAGAAGUUGCUGUGGAGGCGCCAGUACCUGCGACCAAUGGUCUCGAUGGUCGCUGCAUCUGACUCCUGGCCCUGACGAGAACGGCUGGUUCGACUAUGCCGCUUUUGUCUUCUGGGUGAUAGCUCUGUCUCUGGCAGCGUGUCUGGUCACUCUACAGACAAAAACCGUCGUCAGCUCGGCCGUCAGUCUAUCCACACUUGACGAGAACCUUGCUGCGCCUGCGCACGCCCCGACCACCGCCGAAGCUAGAAAGGACAGCUCAGGAAGUCCCACACGACGCUUCGCCCAAGCUGCUCAACGUCCUCCUAUGAUAUACUACCCCGCUGCCGGAAGUGGUGUCGCAGAGGUCAAGGUCAUUCUGAGUGGGUUCAUCAUCCGAGGAUACCUCGGUCUUCGGACUCUUAUGUUCAAGACCUUGGGUUUGAUCCUCAGUGAGGGGCCAUUUGUCCACAUUGCAACCUGCGUUGGCAACGUUGCAUGCCGUAUGUUCGAAAAGUAUCAUGUCAAUGACGCCAAAAGACGAGAGAUUCUCAGUGCGAGCGCUGCAAGUGGUGUGGCAGUGGCAUUUGGCUCUCCAAUUGGAGGUGUUCUUUUCAGCCUGGAGGAAGUUAGCUACUACUUCCCGCCAAAGACUCUGUUCCGAACCUUCUUCUGCUGCAUUGCUGCAGCAUUGUCUUUGAAAUUUCUCAAUCCUUAUGGAACCAACAAGAUUGUGCUCUUUGAGGUUCGUUACUUGACAGAUUGGCAAUUCUUUGAGAUGAUCAUAUUCAUACUUUUGGGUGUCCUGGGUGGUAUUCUGGGAGCACUCUUCAUCAAGGCAUCGCGUCUCUGGGCAACAACUUUCCGACGCAUUCCGAGCAUCAAAAAGUACCCGGUCCUCGAGGUCUUCUUAGUGGCUUUGAUAACUGGACUCGUCAGCUUCUGGAACAGAUAUACCAGGAUUCCUGUCUCAGAGCUGUUGUUCGAACUGGCCAGCCCUUGCAACUCUUUCAGUUCGUCUGGUUACGGUCUUUGUCCUACUGAAGAGAACAUCCCCAACGUUAUCGGAUAUCUGUGUAUUGCGUUUGUGGUCAAGUCUGCGCUCACGGUGGUGACGUUCGGUAUCAAACUGCCUGCAGGCAUCUAUGUGCCUUCGAUGGUGGUCGGUGGUCUCCUUGGACGCAUUGUUGGCCAUACGGUGCAGUUCAUCACAUUGAAGUACCCACAGCUGGAGAUAUUCGGAAACUGUCCGGUCAAUGGGAAUCCAGAGUCGUGUGUCGUACCAGGUGUAUAUGCGCUUGUGGCAGCCGGAGCCACCAUGACGGGUGUAACGAGACUGUCGGUCACUCUUGCUGUCAUCUUGUUCGAACUCACUGGCUCUCUGGAGCAUGUUCUCCCAUUCUCAAUUGGCGUCUUGGUGUCGAAAUGGACGGCCGAUGCUCUAGAGCCACUUAGCAUUUACGUAAGUCACCUGUUCUACUCCAACAACACCCACCAAACGACUCAAACUAACACGCUGGACUACAGNGACCUGCUCACCGACAUGAACUCAUACCCUUACCUCGACGCAAAAUCUCACCCACCCUUCCUCGGCGACCUCGGCGACAUCACCCACGCCCCAAACCCCAAACGCCUCAUCGACAUUUCCUCGUCGCCGUUCGUGCCCGCACACCAACUACGCAGUAAACUCGAGUACAUGCACAUGGCCGGCGAACUCGACGGCGGCCUCCCUCUCCUCCGCCACGGCAUCCUCGUCGGCAUAAUCCCCGGCCCAGACCUCGAAUUCGCUCUCGAUCAUCUCGACACCGAUGGCCCGGAGCAGCAAGAUUUACUGUGUUAUCUGGGUCGCCCUGCUUGUUGCUCUGCCUCUGCGUCGGAGGAAUCGCUGCAUCUUCUCGAGUCUUCUGCUGCAGAUAUCGGUAGAGGGUUUCAUGACAACGAGGUUGAUCUUUCCUCUUGUGUGGAUCCUUCCCCUAUGGCGUUGGAUAUCAGGUCUCCGCUUGAAUUGGUCUUUGAGUUGUUUUCGAAGCUGGGAUUGAGGUAUUUGUGUGUUUUGGACGGGGGCAAGUUUGCGGGCUUGGUGCAUAAAAAGGCAUUUGUGCGCUAUGUCAAGGAAUUGGAACAUCAAGAGAGGAAAGGAGGGCAU
Aureobasidium uvarum is the source of this 2781-nucleotide messenger RNA. The record is from the annotation of a GenBank genome assembly. Lineage: Eukaryota; Fungi; Ascomycota; Dothideomycetes; Dothideales; Saccotheciaceae.